UUGAGUUUAUAUCAAAUAGUCCGUAUUAAUUUUGAUACACCCUGUACGUCGGGUCUACGUGACUUUAGUGGCUCUUGGUACAAGUUAAUUUGUAUGCACUACGUCACACUCGGUACUCCCUGUGAUCGGACCCAUCAUUACAUUUUUUCCAACCGAAGCAGCAUCAACGUGGUUUUUAUCUUGAGGCGGAAACGAAGCACGUGGCUGAAUUUUUUCUCCCCCUUUAGGUUUCAUCUUGACAUUUUUCCUGUAUUCGGAAUGCCACCACGAAAACGAGCGGCGACCCAGAGAUCCCCGGCCAGGGGGAUCGGGAAAAAACGUAACCGCCGGACACCAGUUCAACUCCGGGAACGAAGCCCACCUCGCACCGCCACAUCUUGGACGGAUCGACAAACCCCGGCAGAGGGGCAGUCACAGCCCCCUGAGGAGGCCCCUCAAUUUCCAAUGGAUAGUACACCGGAUAACCCGGGUGAGUCUUGCAAUUUUUUGUUGGGCCAAGCGGCCUAUUUACCCUUACCUUGUCAAAUCACAUCUACAUGCGAUGAUAUCGGUAGUCAUGUCCCGCUUAAAUUCAAGCAAAAAAUAUGGGAGGUUUUUUUUAUUGAUCUGUCUGUCCUACUCAAAUCGGCUACGGAAUUGGAGCAGUUUGAGUCCCAUGGGGAUUUACAACUUGUCAAUGGCAAGCUAUGCGUAGUCAAGCGCCAACUAAACUCCUUCUUGACCAUAGAAAAGUGGACAUCAGCUUUCAUGAUUUACAUGAGCAUCGUUCUUCAACACAGCCAAACGGCUCAAGAAAUGCUCAAGUACAUGCGAAACAUUAGGCUUGCAGCUAAUCGUUCACCAAAUUGGCACAAGUAUGACGAGCAAUUCCGGCUCCGUAAAGCCUCCAACCCUGCUAUGUCUUGGGGUGAAAUUCACAGCGAAUUUUGGUUGAUGUACAUAAACCAAUCAAAUGUCACUACCCAACAGUCGGCCCAGGCCAAGUUUAAACCUCAGGCAUCAACCAACUCCUUUAAUACUACGUCGGUAGGCCAUGCAUCACAAAACCAAAUAAAAUUUUGUAAUUCGUACAACUCUGGUAAAUCCUGUAAUUUUUUCCCUAGAUGCCGCUACAGUCAUUCAUGCAGUCAGUGCAGAGGGAAACACCCUAGAGUCAACUGCAGGAAUUAA
Molecule: messenger RNA, 1170 nt
Organism: Ostrea edulis (European flat oyster)
Lineage: Eukaryota; Metazoa; Mollusca; Bivalvia; Ostreida; Ostreidae
Exons: 1
Coding region: 94-1170 (358 amino acids)
Molecular function (GO): metal ion binding
Source: RefSeq, a predicted model, not a curated record